CCGGUUUAUUGGAAAAAGGGGGAAAAUAACACCGUCGAAAGCUGCGAACUCCUACCUUUUAGUUCAUAAUUUCCCGAGGCGUUAAAGACCGUAAAUACUCCACGUUUAUUUUACAUUGCUUGUGAGUGAAAUUUGUCACCGGCUGGGAUUAACCGGUAACAUUUCAGGUGUAUUCUUGUUUCCCCGCCCAAUCCGGAAAACUCAGCCGAGUCGUCGUUAUUUUUAUUUUGUAAGGUGACGUGGAGUCGGAGCUCUUCUUCUUCUUCCACACUGGCCCAUGUGCGAAUAAAAGUACUCAGUGUACCCGGAUAUGAAGGUAGUGAUAUUACGUUUACACAAAGUAUCAAGAAUUUCCAAGAUGCUCGGCUGUAAGGCUGAAUCUUCACACUGAGCUCCAGUGUAGCGGAGAAGAGAGCAGCCUACUGGGGCCUGAAGUCCAAGGAAGCCGGCGGACAGACAGAUUUUGUUGGAUCUGGAGCAUCGGGACUGACGACGGAGAGAACGGGGCCAUGUGUCGUGGAACAGGACGCACGUCAGGUGGCUGUCAGAGGAUGAUGCUGCACUCUGUCUUGAUCCUGUUCUUGUUCUUAGGCUGGGCCCUUGGUUACAAGAUUGGAGACAAUGUGACUCUUUAUGUCAACAAAGUGGGCCCUUAUCAUAACCCCCAGGAGACAUAUCACUAUUACACAUUGCCUGUUUGCAGGCCGGAGAAGGUACAUCAUAAAUCUCUGAGCCUGGGAGAAGUGCUGGAUGGUGACAGAAUGGCUGAGUCUUUAUAUAACAUCCGCUUCAAAAAGAAUGUGGAGAAAACAAUUCUCUGCCAGCUCACUCUUUCAGAAAAACAGGUGGACGAGCUUCGUGAGGCCAUUGAGGAGCUGUACUACUUUGAAUUUGUCCUGGACGAUAUUCCAAUUUGGGGUUUUGUAGGAUACAUAGAGGAGAGUGGUUUCCUGCCUCACAGCCACAAGGUGGGUUUGUGGACUCACCUGGAUUUCAACAUUGAGUACAACGGCGACUAUGUGAUCUUUGCCAAUGUCUCAGUAAAAGACGUUAAGCCUGUUCCAUUAGAGGAGGGGGCAGGUGCAGCAGUGGGGGGUGUCGGAGUAGGAGGAGGCAGCCUGACGGUGACCCAUACCUACAGCGUGCACUGGUUUGAAUCAUCUCUGCCCUAUUCCCGGAGAGCCGAGCGUCUCAGAGACUACUCGUUCUUUCCCAAAACACUGGAGAUCCACUGGCUGUCCAUCAUUAACUCACUGGUGCUGGUGGUGCUGCUUCUUGGCUUCGUCAUCAUCAUUCUCAUGAGAGUCCUUAAGAACGACUUUGCUAGGUACAAUGUGGAAGAGGAGGGUGGCUGCGAUGAUCUGGACCAAGGAGACAAUGGUUGGAAAAUCAUCCAUACUGAUGUAUUUAGGUUUCCUCCUUUCAAAAGCUUGCUGUGUGCUGUGCUGGGAGUUGGGGCUCAGUUCCUUACCCUUGCCACAGCGAUAAUCCUCAUGGCAUUGCUGGGAAUGUUCAAUGUGCACCGCCAUGGCGCCAUCAAUUCAGCAUCCAUCGUCCUGUAUGCUCUGACCAGCUGUGUGUCAGGCUACGUCUCGUGCAGUUUCUACACACAGAUCAACGGCCAGCGCUGGGUGUGGAACAUCAUCCUCACAUCAUCUCUCUUCUCCGCUCCACUGUUCUUCACGUGGAGUGUAGUGAACUCUGUCCACUGGUGGAGCGGCUCUACUCAGGCUCUGCCGGCCACCACCGUGCUCCUGCUGCUGGGCGCUUGGUUGCUGGUGGGCUUCCCGCUAACAAUCAUUGGUGGCAUUGUGGGAAAGAACCGAGCUGGCAGCUUCCAGGCACCGUGCCGCACCCGUAAUAUCCCCAGACAGAUCCCGACUCAGCCCUGGUACAAACAUACGAUUGUGCACAUGGCCAUCGGUGGCUUCCUUCCCUUCAGUGCCAUCUCAGUGGAGCUGUACUACAUCUUUGCCACUGUUUGGGGAAGAGAGCACUACACGCUGUACGGUAUCCUGCUGUGUGUCUUCGCCAUUCUCCUGUCUGUGGGCGCCUGCAUCUCUGUGGCACUGACCUACUUCCUGCUGUCUGGCGAAGACUACCAAUGGUGGUGGAGGAGUGUGCUGAGCACGGGAUCCACCGGCAUCUUCAUCUUUGUCUACUCUGUUUUCUACUAUAGGAACCGGUCCUCUAUGAGCGGCCUGGUGCAAAGCACUGAGUUCUUUGGGUACUCCCUGCUCACAGCGAUGGUCUUCUCCCUGAUGCUGGGCAGCGUGUCCUUCUGGUCCUCAUUGGCAUUUAUUCGCUACAUCUAUCGUAGCCUCAAGAUGGACUAGAAAUUCAAUUUGAAACACGCAACUUAAAACAGACAUUUCCACUUAGCACACAAAGACAAUCUUCAUUCUCCUCUUUUGCUUUUUCACUCAUACACACCUGUUGCAUUAAAGUGAGGAGAAACAGGGGCCUUUUCCUUGAUUUAAAAGGGGUUAAUAGUUAAACUUGGACAGCGUGCUGGAUUGGUGAAAGCUCAGAUGAGUAUGGGGCUGGAAUCGCAUAGAUUUAUGAUAAAAGGGGAUAUUUCAACACAAAGGGAUGAUUGCUUCCCAUCAGGGAUAAAUGGGUAAAUUGUUGGAUUUGCUACGUGAGUGAAUGGAUUUUUUCAGACUGUGCAGCAUCUGAUUCCCGCUUCAUGGUCCAUCACAGUUAUGCUGGAGCUAUAUGUCCUAAAUUUCCCACAAUAUACUUUACCUACUGAGACCAGCAGAAUGGUACUGUAGUUUUGGCUUAUUGUGCAAGAGUUAUUAAUAAACGCAUUGUUUUGCACUGGCCUGUUUGAGCUCCACAUGGCCUUGCAGCGGAUAAAAAGAAUGAUGCCUUUUAGAUUGAAGUUGGUGGGGAAUGGGGCAAUAUUGUAACUGUAUUCUGUGGUCUCCAUUGACUGUGAUUUUGGUUCUGAUGUAAAUAUAGUCUUUACAGUAAAACUCUUUUUAAUACAAUA
Molecule: messenger RNA, 2998 nt
Organism: Maylandia zebra (zebra mbuna)
Lineage: Eukaryota; Metazoa; Chordata; Actinopteri; Cichliformes; Cichlidae
Source: RefSeq, a predicted model, not a curated record